Molecule: messenger RNA, 872 nt
Organism: Mercenaria mercenaria
Lineage: Eukaryota; Metazoa; Mollusca; Bivalvia; Venerida; Veneridae
Exons: 2
Coding region: 324-872 (182 amino acids)
Biological process (GO): DNA integration; DNA recombination
Molecular function (GO): DNA binding
Source: RefSeq, a predicted model, not a curated record
CGUUCGCAGUGGAGCAAGUUCAGAACAGCAGCACCAGAGGCCAAUCUGUGUCCCACCAAAAUCCCUCCCCAAGUCUGGCACAUUUAAAUUACAUUGCAGAAGGCCUGAUAAACAAAUCGGCAUCUAUAAACACUAAGAGUACCUAUAAUUGUGGUUUAGAUAAGUUUUUAAAUUUCAGGGCGACCUAUAAAUUGCCAGAUAUAUGGCCAGUGCCAGCAGCUGAUCUUUUAAGAUAUAUUGCCUACUUAUCAUGGCAAGGUUUUAAGGCAUCUACCGUUUCUACCUACGUUGCCAGUCUAGGUUAUACCCAUAAGCUUAAGGGUAUGGGCGAGCCCACAACCUCCUUUCUAGUAACAAAAGCCAAAGAAGGGCUAACCCGCAUUCAAGGCGGUCAGUUACUUGAUGUCAGAGCCUCAAUCUCGUUACACCUUCUUACACAGCUUAUAAGUAGCUUGCAGUAUGUCUGCACUAACAGUUAUGAGCAGUUUUUAUUUACAGCUGCUUUCACCCUAGCAUUUUUUGGUCUUUUGCGAUUUUCUGAGUUCACAAAUAUCACUUUUAAAUCAACAUUUAUGGAAGUGACGAUUCGUUGGUCAAAAACCGAUCAGAAGGGUACCUCAGUCUUGCUUCACAUUCCAUUUCACGCGGCCAGCUACUGCCCAGUUCGCAACAUGCAAAGAUACCUUCAACAAAGGCCUCAGGCCGAGUUUAACCACCUUUUCAUUCAUACCAACCUGAAGCCACUCACACGGUUUCAGUUCAAUUCAGUUCUUAAAAAGUCCUUGCACUUUGCAGGCGUAAAAGGUCACAUCAGGUCACAAAGCUUUCGCAUUUGGACGGGCAACUCAUUUAUCCCAACAAGGGGUUCCUGA